Molecule: messenger RNA, 3978 nt
Organism: Penicillium canariense
Lineage: Eukaryota; Fungi; Ascomycota; Eurotiomycetes; Eurotiales; Aspergillaceae
Product: putative SH3 domain protein (Cyk3)
Exons: 1
Coding region: 1-3978 (1325 amino acids)
Cellular component (GO): cytoplasm
Molecular function (GO): protein binding
Source: RefSeq, a predicted model, not a curated record
AUGGGACCCAAUGCGCCCCAGCUGCCAGUGCGCUUUCCAUGCUGGUGCCGAGCCGUCUAUUCUUGGGGAGGAGAAACCACUCGAGAUCUUGGAUUUGUGGAGGGCGACUUAAUCGAAUGUCUGAAUGCUGGGGACGGACAAUGGUGGAUGGGUCGGUUGCGCCGCGAUAGGCGCGCCGUUGGACUUUUCCCUUCGAACUUCGUCGAACUCAUGAGCGAAGACUUCGUCCCUAUCAGCCGUGAUACCAGUCCAAUGGUGCUGGCAGGCUCUUCACCCAUCAACAAUCCAACGUCGGCCCCCAAGAAGACAAAGACCGUGUUUCGCAAACCUUUCCAGGCACACAAGGAAGCCCUGUCUCCAGCGUCAGAGCUGGCGAGGAGUGGAUCAAACACUCCUGUAAAGAUCUCCAUCCCUCAAACACCGCCUCGAGAUGGGAGCGCUCCCCGAAGUGUCAAGCCUCUGCGCACCCAUGCAUCUGCGGUCAAGAACCAAGGGUCCCUAUCUCGUCCUUCCUCGGUGUCCUCUCGACCCUCGUCGCGCGGGGUUUCCAUUUCCCCUCGUGCCUCAAUGGAGCCCGAAAGAUCUCCUUCUACCAUGAUGCCCCGCGGUAGCAUCUCCUCUUUGCGCCUCUCCUCCCGCGAAGUUUCACCUGUGCCUCGCGAAGUCUCACCAAUGCAUCCUUCACCGAUGAACCGCGCGGUUUCUCCGAUGCAUCAUCGCGCAGUUUCGCCCAUGCAUCAUCGUCCCAUGAAUCAUCGCCCGGUUUCGCCCAUGUACCAUCGCGAAGUAUCGCCAAUGCAGCGCGAAGUAUCUCCAAUGCAAUUUCAGGAGCGCGAAGAAUCUCCUCCACCGCCAUCCCCUCCGCCGCAUCGAGUCGCGGUUGCUGCGUCGCCUUCACACUCUGCUCAGCCUCUUCCACACUCACAUUCUCCUCAGCCGCCUCGCUCCCCACAGCCACCUAUGCACCAGCAACACCACCUUUUGCGCUCUCCGCAGCCCCUCUUACAUUCUCCGCACCCCUCGCGCUCCCCUACGCCUUUGAAUAUGAAUGACCGCUAUGUGAUAUUCACACGAACCCCGUCUCCCGGUGCACGCUCUACACAUUCCGCUCACUCAGCUGUCUCAGCUCUAUCAGAUGCAAAUGGGAAUACGCCCUCCCCGUUGAGGGAUGCGAUGGAAGACGUUAUGACCUCUUUAGAAGAUAUGGGCCUUCCUCGCCAACCUCCUUCUCCCUCUCCUCGACAAGCUCCCUCGCCUUCACCUCCCCCGCCAACGUUCAACAACCCGUGGUCAGCGGAAGAUUAUGAUGAUAUGAAUGAUAGAACACCCCCUGCCACUCGCAGACGGCCUGUAACGUCACUCGGCUUCGAUGGUCAUAAGGAGCAACCCCGCGGGGUCCCCUUACACCGCAAUAGCGUCUAUUCGCAUGAUCACUAUAACGAUGGCCCUCCUCAGCUUAAUAAUUAUGUGCAAAGGAUGGAGAGUCGUUUGCGACAGUUGGAGGAUCAAAAUAGACCGCCUGAGGACGAGGGAGGUGACGGUCAGCCUCCUCCGCCGCCUCCCAAACAUGCAACCUAUCAUCCUCGACAUAAUUCCAUUGCGGGGCAGUAUCCCCAGGUACGGUCUCGUCGAUCUGGCCAAGACCUUCGGGGCGAUAUACUCAAUCGAUCGUUCACCAACAAGUCAAGCGCUACCAGCUCCAGUGGUGUGCAGAGUAUUGGGACCAACAUGACUAGCAGUACGGAUAAGACGAGCCAGAGCUUGAUGAGCGGUAUUUCCGCUGGCGGUUUUAGUGCGACCAGUGCCGGUAGCUACGCUAGACGAAAUGGCGCCUACGAGCGGCCGAACACAGCCAUGGAUACUGUCCGCUCUCGGGGUUUCAGUGACGCCGGGAACCUUGAUAGGCCGGAGACCCCUCUCACUGGUAUCUCCUACCACUCCAGCCACAACACGUCUCGCCAAGGGGCCUCGUCUGCUAUUCCUUGGUCCGCUGCAGAUGCCGAUGCCGGAGACUCGGGUGGAGUGUUUGGUGGUCUUUCUACUCCCAAGACCAAAAAGCAAGGGUUCUUCAAGAAGAUACUCGAGUCUGCCAAGACGGGGGCUGCAAGUGCGAGAAGCAGCAUCUCCGUUGGCCAUACUGGUGGUUCUCACUCUCCGACCAAGGGUAACAGAGUGGCCGACGUUGUGUCGCCCCUCCUCACUUCCAAUUCCACUCGCGAUACUGCUCGGGACAUGGGUACGGGUGCUAGUGCCAUUGAUUGGGUGCAAGUCCGCCGAGAUGUCAACCGGGCAUCAUCACCUAGUCGAAACGAGAGAAUUGAAAGAGCAGAACGGUGCCAGAUGAUGGAUCAUCCAGUGAUCUAUGCUAUUGAGGAACUAUACGACACUGCUGAGGGUGAUGAGGGUAUCGAUGGACUGCCGAUCAGUGAGCCCACAAACUUCAAUGCUGGAAAUAUGAGUCUUGUCGACAAGAGCGCGCGGUUUAUUAAUAGCAUUCCGCCACUCACAAACCCAGUGGGCCUUGCCCAGGGCUACAUCUGCCGACCGUACAAGAGCGAUGUUCAGCGUCUUCGUGCCAUUUUUACCUGGGUCAGCGAGAAGAUUGCCUGGGAGGAGCCCGUCGAUGGCUUGGAGGCUGACAUGAAGCGAGUGCUGCAGGCCAAGCGUGGUAGCCCUCAAGAAAUCGCUCUUUUGGUGAACGAAAUGUGCGCCGCGGUUGGCCUCCAUGCAGAGACUAUUUGCGGCUUUCUCAAAGAUCCUGGUGACUCUCUCGACUUGGACAGCCUUUCUCGUCCUAACCACUGGUGGAACGCGGUUCUGGUCGAUGGGGAGUGGCGCAUCAUGGACUGUGCACUGGCAAACCCCACCAAUCCCCAGCGAAGCCGAUUCGUCACCAACAACAUGUCAAUAGCAGAGAGUUGGUACUUCCUUGCCCGGCCUCUGGACAUAUGCUAUACCCAUGUGCCUCUUUAUCCCGAGGAGCAGCACAUCUGCCCCCCGGUCUCCCCCGACGUACUAUUAGCUCUUCCGGGGGUGUGUCCACAAUACUUCAAGCUCGGGGCGCAGUUCCCAGACUACGACACGAGCUUAACGCGCGUCGAGGGCCUGGAGUGCGUGCAGAUUCGUCUGUUGGUUCCUCCUGACGUGGAAUGCGCUGCCGAGGUCGAGGCGCCAGCGUUCGCCUGCGAUGCAGACGGGGACUUCUUCGAAAGCGGUGACACGGUGCGCAAGCGCGCUCUCGUCCAGCCAGACUGGUUCCGGGGGCAGAAGCGGAUUACUAUCAAGGCUGUCCUGCCAGGUGACGAAGGACAAGGUGUGUUGAAAGUCUAUGCCGGCAAGAAAGGCCUCAUGCACACCAGUCGCGAUAUCCCGCAUCCAAUGGCUCUGGCUCUUCCGAUAAUGCAUACUGGGGAAAACCCGCCAUACGACUUUGUCCUUCGUCACCCCACGCCACACGCCCAACGCCAUGAUUUAUACAUCAUGCAGCCGCAGUGCUCCCGUCUGGCGGUCAACAACACCUUUGUCUUCGCCGUCCGACAGCAUCCCGCUGCGCCGCAACCCCCGCCCAAGGAUGACUAUGCGGGUAACGGGCGUGCCUCCCCAUCGGUGUUCACCCGUCCAGCCAGCGCGCUCAGUAUGGUGUCCAGCACCGCGGGUGCAUCGACUAUCUCGAGCAACUCGAACGAGUUCUCUGCCUCGACGUCUGCUAUCUCAUCAACCAGGUCUGCGUCUGGGCGAGAUAAGCCCGCGAAGCUCGCUAUCCAGGCCCCGUCUGGCAAGAUACUCCGUCUGACUCGGAAGGCAGACCAUAUGGUUCCCUCGCCCGAUCCCAAUGGCUGCUCCGUCACCGAUGCCCCUGCUGAGGGGAGCGUUUGGGAGACGGUCAUUAAGAUUGGCGAGCGGGGCACCUGGCGCGGUCUAGUCCUGGCCGAUCGUGUGGCGCGGUGGUGUGUUUUUUGCGAAUGGGAAUGUGUUUGA